AUGCUUUUCCUCCUUUUUUUCAGCAAUAUAGCCACCAGAACCACCUCAUUUGACAUCCAAGCACUUACCCUCACCGGAUUAAAUUUCCUCGUCGACGCUCACUUGUUCAACUACUGUGUUAGACUCACCCGAGAUCUCCCUAUCAUUGACUCUUGUGCCCAUAGGAUUUCUUACAACAAGCUUGUUAGAUUUCAGCGACAUCGGAGCCUUAAUCUAGAGAGUUUCUCAACGUAUUUUUCAUUAUUUAUAGCUAAUUUGAAUAUGGGUUCGAUUGGAGCUGGUUUGGAUUUUAUUGUAUCGUCGUAUGAUGAAGAGAUCAACAAUGUUGGUGCAUACUCGGGGUAUUCCUACCGAUGUUGUUAUCAUGAAUUUUGA
Messenger RNA from Lactuca saligna, 375 nucleotides. NCBI's taxonomy places the organism in Eukaryota, Viridiplantae, Streptophyta, Magnoliopsida, Asterales, Asteraceae. The record is from the annotation of a GenBank genome assembly.